Molecule: messenger RNA, 253 nt
Organism: Funneliformis geosporum
Lineage: Eukaryota; Fungi; Glomeromycota; Glomeromycetes; Glomerales; Glomeraceae
Source: the annotation of a GenBank genome assembly
GAAACCAUUAAAAAAUAACGAUUCUCUAAGAGAAUUCAUUAUUUUGGCAAAACAAUUAUGGGAGCCCACUAAAAAUAAUGAUUCUCUAAGAGAAUUCAUUAUUUUGGCAGACCCACUAUGGGAACCCGUCAAAAAUAAUGAUUCUCUAAGAGAAUUCAUUAUUUUGGUGAACUCUUUACGGGAACCCGCCAAAUAUGACGAUUCUCUAAGAGAAAAUUAUUAUUUUAGCGAAUUCUCUAUGGGAACUCGCUAA